CUGGCAACACAAUACCGCCAAGAGCUCCCAAGCCCAGUUAGCACAAGCACAGCGAACUGCCCGCUCGUACGUUUGAGUGCACGUCAUGUUCCGCCUGUUUAAAUAUAUAGUGUAUAGUGACUGUUUGUGUUAAAUAUAUAUAUUUAUUAUCAACGGUCCAGGUCCUGACAGCACGAUGUUUAGAAGCGAGGAAAUGGUGCUAUGCCAGCUGUUCGUUCAGCCAGAAGCAGCUUAUGUAUCCAUGUACGAGCUCGGUGAAGCAGGAAUAGCCCAGUUCAGAGACUUGAACCCUCACGUUAAUGAUUUCCAACGGCGUUAUGUGUCAGAGGUGAGGCGAUGCAGUGAAAUGGAGAGGAAGUUGCGUUGGGUGAGCGGUGAACUACCAGAACCGCCACCACCUCCGAAACAUUCACCAAGAGUAUUGACGCCGAGAGAAAUUAAUAUACUAGAGGAAAGGAUUGACUACAUAGAGUCGGAAAUUCAAGAAAUUACGAGAAACGCUCAAAAUCUAAAGACAGAUUAUCUUGCAUUGAUAGAACUGAAACUAUUAAUUGAGAAGACGCAAACGUUUUUUCAAGAUCACAGCGCUCAUAGAAAGAUAUCCGCUUCGGUUCAAGUAUAUAAUAACGAAGGGGCGAUAGGCCACUUAGGAUUUAUAGCAGGUGUCGUGGCUACUCCCAGGGUUGCCUCGUUUGAGAGAAUGCUAUGGAGAAUAUCGCACGGGAAUAUUUUCUUUAAACAGGCACAAAUUGAUCAACCACUCAAAGAUCCAGUAACAGGACAUGAGCUGCAAAAGACAGUAUUCGUUGUAUUCUUUCACGGAGAACAAAUUAAGUUAAGAGUGAAGAAAGUCUGUCACGGUUUCCAAGCAACGCUGUACCCAUGUCCGGCUACUUACAAGGAACAACAGGAAAUGAUUGCAGGAAUUGGAUCCCGAAUCAAAGAUUUAGAGAUGGUACUAGAACAGACGGAGCAGCACAGAAGGUUAGUGCUAGCCAAUAUCGGGCGAGAUAUAAGCACUUGGAUGGUGGCAGUUCGGAAGGAGAAAGCGAUUUACCACACCUUGAACAUGUUCAGUAUGGACAUUGUGAAGAAAUGCUUGAUUGCUGAGUGCUGGGUCCCUCGACAGGACCUGCACAUCCUACAGAAAGCCUUGGACAAUGGUGUGAAAGCAAGCGGCAGUCCGAUUCCAUCGAUACUACAUCAUGUACCGACCAGAGAAGUCCCACCGACAUUUAACAGAACCAAUAAAUUUACACGUGGCUUCCAAACUCUUAUUGAUUCCUAUGGAAUCGCUAGCUAUAGGGAAGUUAAUCCAGCGUUGUACACGAUCAUAACAUUCCCGUUCCUUUUCGCCGUCAUGUUCGGCGACAUGGGCCACGGUCUCAUUAUAACAAUAUUCGCCGCAACGCUCGUCAUAAACGAAAGAAACUUCGCCAAAAAGAAAACAGACAACGAAAUAUGGAACAUAUUUUUCGGUGGGCGCUACAUAAUGCUGUUGAUGGGAAUAUUCUCUAUAUACACCGGUCUGAUAUACAAUGAUUUGUUUUCGAAAUCAUUAAACGUAUUCGGCAGCAGUUGGAAGAAUGUUUACGAUCUGGACACGUUGACGAACAGGAGUAGUUUUGAUUUGGACCCGGCUGUAGCUUACACACAGACACCGUACCCUCUCGGCUUAGAUCCGGCUUGGCAGUUCGCAGCUAACAAUAUAAUAUUCCUAAACUCCUUCAAGAUGAAACUGUCUAUAAUUUUUGGUGUCAUCCAUAUGGCGUUCGGGGUAACAUUGAGUGUGGUAAACUUCAACUUCUUUAAGAAAACUGAACUGAUACUGCUACAGUAUUUACCACAAAUACUGUUUUUGCUUCUACUGUUCUGGUAUCUCUGUAUACUAAUGUUCAUAAAAUGGUUCAUGUAUUCGGCGAUAGCGACAGAUCCAGCACUGGGCACAUCCUGUGCUCCGUCAGUGUUAAUCAUCUUCAUCAACAUGAUGCUCCUGAAGCCAGCAGAAACCGCUCCUCCUUGCCGGACCUUUAUGUUCGAUGGUCAAGACGCUAUACAAAAAGCCUUCCUAGCCAUAGCCUUUUUAUGUGUGCCAGUUAUGCUCUUCGGAAAACCAGUUUAUCAAAUAAUCGCUGCUAAGAAAAAAAAGCAAUCCCAGCAAGGUGUCGAGAGUGGGGAGAUUGAACCGAGUGAGGACGACGGCGGUCUCAGUGAAGUUCUCAUCACUCAAGCGAUUCACACCAUAGAGUAUGUGCUGGGAACCGUCUCACACACAGCCUCCUACCUACGGCUGUGGGCUCUGUCUUUGGCGCAUGCGCAACUAUCAGCGGUUCUGUGGCAGCGCGUUCUUCGCAUGGGCCUUAGUGGUGGUUCUCCAGUCAAUGCCAUCAUGUUGUACGUGAUAUUCGCGGUGUGGGCGUUCUUCACUCUCGCCAUACUUGUUCUGAUGGAAGGCCUAUCGGCGUUCUUGCACACCCUACGGUUACAUUGGGUUGAGUUCAUGAGCAAAUUCUACGAUGGGCAGGGAUAUUCGUUUUUCCCGUUCUCCUUUUCGGCCAUUCUCGAAAAUGAUGAAGAAGAGGUUCCAGCCAAGCCGAACGGUAGACCACCUGAGUGACAUUACCUUGAUUCAAGCAAAAUUCAACUCGACUAUGAACAUUGCUUGGAAGUGAGACGUAUAUGGCACACGGAGCCGUCUUAUAAAUUAAAAAAUGAAUCACAAAACGCUUGAACCACAGAUUGCCUUCUUAUAUUGUAAAAAACUCAUUCGGUAUAACUUUAACACUUCAGUGCCUUCUAUUAGAUAAGUAGAAAUCAAACACUACGACUAGGAUAAAGUAUUAUAAAGUUCAAGUAAUGGAGUUUCCAAGCCGUAUUUAUAACACAAAAGUUAUUUUAAAUAUAAUCUACGGAAUCAUGUGUUCGUUUUUAAUUGUGUUCUUUGUUAUUCCUAGGAUAUAUGUAACAGAUAUCACGGUGACUUUACUGAUGGAUGCUAUGUAAGGAUUAUGUGUAAAAUUUUAUAUUUCGCUUAUAUUGAUAUGUUAUUUUUAUUAUAAUACGAAUAAUUAAACUUAAUAUAAGUAUUAUUCGAAUAGUCAUCACUCGUUUGUAGCCAAAGAUCUGUUGUAUUUCUUUUGUUUUAUUGUUGUAAUGUAAAUAUCGCGUUAUCAAAUGUCUCGUUGUUAUAAUAUCCACGGAGACCUCGAGUCUUUAACAGUCGAAACUUAAUCUAAAUCUUUGAUAUUCUCUAUACGUCACAUAAAUAUCCGAAACAAAAAAAAUUAUCGUUCACAGGACUUUAUUAUUAUUGAGCCGUCGAUUUAACUCAAGACUCACAAAACACGUAGCAUUCGCCGAGCAAUAAUUGUGAAAAAACAGAGCACUUGAUUUACAAAACAGAUAAAAAAAUAUUAUAUUAGCAAAAACAAAGCCAAAAGCGCUUUCUAUAUAGAUUGUCACAAUUAAUAUUAAGCAAUAUAUUAUGUAUAGAAAACGUUUGGACCGAAAUGUGGCCUUUAAAUAAUAUCAAUAUGAAAUAAAACGAAUAUCAGGUAGCAAAUUAGCAAAUAAUUUAUUGAAUCAUACAUUUUUACAUACAUUGAAUGUACAAUCGUGAGACAUGCUUGACCAUUCCUUAAUAAACUUUUAUUAUUC
Danaus plexippus (monarch butterfly) is the source of this 3657-nucleotide messenger RNA. RefSeq names its product V-type proton ATPase 116 kDa subunit a 1-like. Gene Ontology annotation, molecular function: ATPase binding; proton-transporting ATPase activity, rotational mechanism. NCBI's taxonomy places the organism in Eukaryota, Metazoa, Arthropoda, Insecta, Lepidoptera, Nymphalidae. The transcript has 14 exons. The record is from RefSeq and is a predicted model, not a curated record. Gene Ontology annotation, biological process: proton transmembrane transport; vacuolar acidification. Gene Ontology annotation, cellular component: plasma membrane; vacuolar proton-transporting V-type ATPase, V0 domain; vacuolar proton-transporting V-type ATPase complex. The coding region runs from base 176 to 2617 and encodes 813 amino acids.